AUGGCCUACUGGCAUGACCGCCUUGCGACCGGCGCGCCUCCCUCCAUGUUGGCCAUAGUCGGCCUGCUGCUGGCUGUCCUCCUCCGCCUUACCUCUGCCCUCCAGUCGGUCGCCGGGUCGCCGUGCCAAUCUGUCUGCGCCAAUGCCGGCUCCCUCGAACAAGACGUCCUCUGCCUCGAUGCCGAUUACCAGGCCCUGCCCUCGGGGCGGGCUUUCCAGACUUGCGUGGCAUGCCAGUUGAACAGCACGGCGGUGGACACGGCGAACAAUGAGACGGACGUUGCAUGGGCAUUGUUGGCCCUCCGUUACACACUUGCGGGGUGCAUGUUUGCCAUCCCCGAAGACCACAUCUCCAUCAGCAGUCCAUGUCAAGUCAGCUGCGCGUCGCUGAACGCCUCGAUCGGAUACCGCAUUACGAACGACAGCUCGACGGUUCAGCCGGGCAACGCAUUCUGUACCGCCGACCCUUUCGAUGACUACACGAUCAACAAAUGUGCUACAUGUUAUAGCUUUAUCCCGCAGCAGUUGUACCAGGCAAACUUUCUCCAAGCCCUACACAUCGCCUGUCGCCAGCCGCCAGAACCAGGCAAACCGUUCUUUCCGGACGCCCAGGCCAUCUUCAACGAGACGCUAAUUGCCGGGCCGCCGCCGCCGUCGAGCAACACAGGCGGCCACGGUGGGCUUCAUGGGUGGAAACUGGCGCUGGCCAUCGUGCUGCCGGUCGUCGGUGGCAUCAUCCUCAUCUCGGGAAUGUGCUGGGGGUGUUUCAUGUUUACACGCAAACGUCGCCAGCGGAUGGCCCAGACGGGCCGCAUGAGUCGCGUGCACGACGCCAACGCCGACAGUAUGUACUCACCCAUGUCCGCCAAAGCCGAAGCCUGGAAAGCUGAGGACCUUCCUUGGGGCGUGGUUGAGCCGCCGCGAGAAAUGCAUGCCAUCAGCCCGACGCUGCUGCACGCAAAGCACCCGAGCCCCGGCGUCGCACAGGGCCGGUGGAGUCAUCAGACUGGUGGAACCGGAGGCUCGGAGCAGAACACGCCCCUAAGAAGCAGUUUUCAGCGCGACACUGUCGGGCCCGGUCCGGAGCAGGUUCGAGACCCCAAUCUCCAUGAUCAGUACUUUGGCGUUGGCGAUGAGGUGGACGACUUGCCCGGACCUAGUGGUGGACACGAGUAUUACCCUGAGCAUCAUCAGCAGCAUGGCCUCGGACAGCUCCGCAUGCCUGACGAUGAGCGGGGCAAUUUUAUCUGA
Messenger RNA from Fonsecaea erecta, 1251 nucleotides. RefSeq lists its product as hypothetical. The record is from RefSeq and is a predicted model, not a curated record. Bases 1 to 1251 code for a protein of 416 amino acids. The transcript is spliced from 3 exons. Lineage: Eukaryota; Fungi; Ascomycota; Eurotiomycetes; Chaetothyriales; Herpotrichiellaceae.